This is a messenger RNA of Gossypium arboreum, 777 nucleotides long. RefSeq lists its product as uncharacterized. The record is from RefSeq and is a predicted model, not a curated record. Bases 1 to 777 code for a protein of 258 amino acids. The transcript has a single exon. Lineage: Eukaryota; Viridiplantae; Streptophyta; Magnoliopsida; Malvales; Malvaceae.
AUGUGUAUUAGAUUCGAAGAAAGACUGAAUGAUGAGAUAAGAAUGAUAAUUGGAGGCGUAGAAAUUCAGGAAUUUAUUACUUUGUCAAAUAGGGAUAAGAAAUUGGAGGAGGUGUAUAACAGAAAGAUACAAAGAGAUAGAAGAAAUAGAGAAUCAUUCAAGAGGAGUUCUUCUAAAACGAUCUCAGCUGCUCUAGUUAAAAAGUUUAGAGAUGAUUUUAGCCAACCUACUUCAACUCUUGAAAGAUCGGGUAAAAGUAAAAUAACUGAGCGAAAUGGGGGAGUAACUAUUAAACCUGUAGCCAGUGUUAGCAGUGUACAAAAUUCUCCCAAGCCAAGAUGCAAAGAAUGUGGAAGAUUUCAUAGUGGUGAAUGUUGGGGCAGAACAGGAGCUUGUUAUAGGUCUGGGAGUACUUAUCAUUUUAUUCAAGACUGCCCCAAAUUGUUAAAAGAAGAAGAGGAACAAAAAGAGAAACAAAUGGCUACCCCUCAAAAGGUUAAAUGUUCGAGUCAAAGUAGUGCAACGGCAACUGUCUGCUCGAGAAUGAGUUCUGCUGCUCGAUUAGAAGCUCAAGCACCUACACGUACAUAUGCUAUUCGAGCAAGAGAAGAGGCUAAAGCCCCAGAUGUGAUAGCUGAUAAUUUCUAUCUUUUUAAUGAUUUUGUGUAUGCAUUAAUUGAUCCUGGAUCUACACAUUCUUAUAUUUGCACUGCAUUAGCAUCAGAAAAGAAACUAUGUGCAAGUUACAAACCCAUUAGGACAAAGUGUGUUAGUUAA